Molecule: messenger RNA, 705 nt
Organism: Radiomyces spectabilis
Lineage: Eukaryota; Fungi; Mucoromycota; Mucoromycetes; Mucorales; Radiomycetaceae
Exons: 4
Coding region: 1-705 (234 amino acids)
Source: RefSeq, a predicted model, not a curated record
AUGUCUGGCCAACCACUCACCGUCACCACAGCGCGUCUCACGCCUAAAAAGCGCAGAAACGAGGACACCAACUCUGAUGCGCAGAAAAUCGAACGCCUUGAAGCCAAGGUCCGCGGCUUGGAGCGGAAGAUCGUCAAGUUGGAGUGGGAGAGUGCCGAGCGCAAACAGGUUGCUCCUGUAACAACGACGGAUCUUGACUUGAACGAAAGGGUCCGUAAACAUUACGAAUACUUGGGCGAACAGAAGCAGCUCUUUUGGGAUUUGGAAGCCGGUUUCAAUAGGAGCAGGAACCCAGAUGUUGCCAAGGCCUUGAUUGGCUUUAUUGAGCAGCUUCCGGAUGAGAUCCGAAAGCCUUCGUGGACCCCACGCGUGAAGCGCGACGAGCGCCAAGCAGCAUUCUAUGUGGCUGGCGCAGUGAUACCCAGCCAUUUUCCUGGUGCGGAGGUGCUGCUGCAGACUGGUCUGAUGUCUGAUGAAGAAGACAUCAUCGAGGGCAGCUGCCUCGUUGGGAGAAGGGUGCUUCGCCCUAUUUGGAGGAGCGACAAGGCCAAUGCGUUCCUCGAUGAGCUGUCGGCGUUUGCUCAGCAAAGAAAGAAGAGCAAGCGCCUUGGGCGGGCACCCCUGCCAAAGGAGUACGUGGCAGCCGAAGUAUCUCCUAGACCAGCUCUUUGGGCAAUGCUGCCACAAGAAGCAAAAAAACAAUAA